Messenger RNA from Glycine soja, 928 nucleotides. Its product is annotated as peptidyl-prolyl cis-trans isomerase CYP22-like. Lineage: Eukaryota; Viridiplantae; Streptophyta; Magnoliopsida; Fabales; Fabaceae. The coding region runs from base 59 to 643 and encodes 194 amino acids. Gene Ontology annotation, biological process: protein peptidyl-prolyl isomerization; protein folding. Gene Ontology annotation, cellular component: intracellular membrane-bounded organelle. The transcript has 7 exons. The record is from RefSeq and is a predicted model, not a curated record. Gene Ontology annotation, molecular function: peptidyl-prolyl cis-trans isomerase activity.
GGAAAACAUUUGAUUUUAAAAAGCGAGGGUGCUGUUGCAAUUGUAUUGCAGUAGUGAAAUGGCUGGUUCAAUCGGAAGCGGAGGGAACACAAGCACGGGUGUGGAGUGGCACGUGCGACCUCCAAACCCUAAGAACCCCAUCGUCUUCUUCGAUGUCACCAUCGGUAACAUUCCCGCCGGUCGAAUCAAGAUGGAACUCUUCGCCGAUAUUGCCCCCAAAACUGCCGAGAAUUUCAGGCAGUUCUGCACUGGGGAGUACAGGAAAGCAGGACUGCCUGUUGGUUACAAGGGUUGUCAAUUUCAUAGAGUUAUUAAGGAUUUUAUGAUUCAGGCCGGUGAUUUUGUAAAGGGAGAUGGUAGUGGAUGUGUUUCCAUCUAUGGACUCAAGUUUGAUGAUGAAAACUUUACGGCCAAACACACUGGUCCUGGCCUUCUGUCAAUGGCAAAUAGCGGACAAAAUACCAAUGGGUGUCAGUUCUUUAUAACAUGUGCAAAAUGUGACUGGCUUGACAACAAGCAUGUUGUCUUUGGGAGAGUGCUUGGAGAUGGUCUUUUGGUUGUCAGGAAGAUUGAGAACGUGGCAACCGGACCCAAUAACCGGCCAAAAUUAGCUUGUGUCAUUGCUGAAUGUGGUGAAAUGUAAAUUUUAACCCAACUUGGCUAACAAACAAUAGUUCUCUUAGCAAAGUUGAUUGAAUCCUCAGCAGCAACUGCACCUCCUAUACAGAUGUGGGCUUUCUACACAUAUUUCUGUGGCUUGAAACUAAAUAUUCUUGUCAUGGGAUUUUUUCUUCUUCUGUAAGACAGGAUAACGAGACAGUUGAGUAGCUCAACUAAUUGAAUAAUCAUGCUUGGGAAUGACAGAAUGAUAAUACUAUGAUGCAUCUUUUUUGCCCCAAAUCAUCAAAUGCACGCAUGCUAAUAUAUU